GUGCACAUGCACACAAAUAUACAAAAUUACUUAGGUGCAAUUAAAGUUUAAUCACUUCUGAGCAGGUUGAUCUUUUCAUGUUAAGCUAGUUACUGGCUGUAGAGCUGUCACUUUACUCUGAGAGAGCCAGAGUGCAGCUCUGCCAUAAGGACACUGUCCUGCUAUAUACUAGCAACUAUGGAACAGAAUUACAUAGUUCUAGCAGGCCUGAAACCUGAGACUGCGAUGCUGGGAAGGCCUAAGUGAAAGGAGUGAAUUCUUCUAUUCCCUCUCCCAAGCUGGCACUCAGAAUGGCUGCAGUGGUAAUGUUGGGAAACAUAGCAGAAAGAUGCACACCUUCACUACAGGAUGUGCAAUUCUUCACUUAGAUUUGAAAUAAUUCUUUUGUAGUACGAUGAUUUCUAAACUGUUUCCUUCUUUCCCUUCACUUCAUCUGAGAUUCAGGGGUUUGAAAUCUCUCUUUAAACAUCCCAUUCUUAGCUACAGUGGCUCCUGACAAAAAAAUCGGUUGGUAAGUUUGGGUUUAAUUUUGUGUGUCAUGAAAAUCAAACUCAGCUGUCUUCUUACCCUCUUCCUGGUUUUGUAAAUAAACUACUUCAGUGAUUUGGAGAAUUUCCAAGGAAGAGGUAGUAUUUUAUAUCUUUGAAAUAGUAGAAUAACCUCUUAUUUAAUUUUAGAAAAAUAUUCUGUCAAGCCUGAAGAGUGAGCAUCAACCAACCAUAAGGUAGAAUCCUUUCUUUUCCCAGUGUCUUCUGGAGAAUCUUCACUUGGUUCAGAGGAAGUUUCCCAUUUUACAUCAUGAUUCUUUAUGGGAGGGUUAUUUUCAUUCUCUGUUUCUCAGACCUCUUCCUGUACAUGGGAACGGGGGAAGGAGCCCAGACGUGGCAACACAUUCUCAGGCUCCUGCAGGACCACCAUGGCUUAUGAUGACUCCAAGAGGAAAGAAGAGUUCCUAGAGAGUGACCGAAGUGUUGAUGAUGGGUUGGCAACUGGCAGGAUACACCGAGAGAAGAAGCGCUCUUACAAGGAUCUGCGGCAAGAGGAAGAUGAGAUAGCAGCUCAGGACAACGAGCGUUCUCCAGGGACAGAACCUCACAAAAAGAAGAAAAAGCACUCCUCUGAUGAGUUCUGCUACAGAGGUGUUACGCCUCUGGAUCUACCAUCAAAGAAGAAGAAAAAAGCAGUUUCUAGCCCGUCCUCAGCCGAUACAACCACGGAUUUACUCAAGGCUGUCACCUCACCUUUGGCCACAAGCUCAAAGUCUUCAAAGAAGACCUCUGAAAAAUCAUCUUAUUCUUCCUCUGGCCAUUCUGAAAGCAAAAAGGAGCACCCCAAGAAGAAGCUGAGUGGGAGCAGUGGGGAGCACUCAGUGGAUGAUGGUAGCUUCCACAAAUCUAAAAAAAUGAAACCUCUUUAUGUGAACACAGAGACACUUACUCUUCGUGAGCCUGAUGGCUUGAAGAUGAAGCUCAUCCUUUCACCAAAAGAGAAAAGUAGUGCAGCAGAUGACGAUUCUUUUUCUUACUCCUCAGCACCAGCAGCUUCAAAGAAAUCUUCAAAGAAAUCAGCUCGAGAUGAGCAAGGCUCAUUCCUGCGAGGUCAUGAAAUGCAGAGCUUUCUGAAGUCAUCCCGAAAGAAGCACAAGCCACCUCCAGACUCCCAUCCACCUUCUGAGAGUUUUGGUGCUGACACCUCUGUUUAUUCAGAGGGCCAUGGGAGCGAGUAUGAGAUUUCAGGUAUGGAGGCUCCACCAGAGUCUGGCUCCUCUUCUGGUGGGGAGUUGGAGGCUGGGGAGCUCGUGAUAGAUGACUCCUACCGGGAAAUCAAGAAGAAGAAGAAGUCAAAAAAAAGUAAGAAAAAAAAAGACAAGGAGAAACAUAGAGAGAAGAAGCACUCUAAGUCUAAAAAGAGUUCUGGGCACAGUUCUGAAGUAACAGUGUCACCACCGCCUCCUCCCAGUACCCACUAUGUUCUUCCUCCACCUCCUCCUGCUGUUUUCCACUCAGAUGGUCAAAGUGAGAAGAGAAGGAAAAAAGAAGACAAGGAGAAAGACAAAGCUGAGAAAUGGGAAAAGGAAAAGGAGAGAGAAAAGGAAAGAGAAAGAGAAAAAGAAAAGGAAAGAGAAAGAGAAAAGGAAAGAGAAAGAGAAAAAGAAAGAGAAAAGGAAAGAGAAAGAGAAAAAGAAAGAGAAAAGGAAAGAGAAAGAGAAAAGGAAAGAGAAAAAGAAAGAGAAAGAGAAAAAGAAAAGGAAAGAGAAAAAGAAAGAGAAAGAGAAAAGGAAAGAGAAAGAGACAGAGAAAAGGAAAGAGAAAGAGACAGAGAAAAACCAAAGAAGAAAAACAUGUCUGCCUAUCAAGUGUUCUGUAAGGAAUAUCGUACGAAUAUUGUGUCUGAGCACCCUGGAAUAGAUUUUGGAGAGUUAAGUAAAAAACUGGCUGAAGUGUGGAAGCAGCUACCUGAGAAGGAUAAAUUGAUCUGGAAACAGAAAGCUCAGUAUCUCCAACACAAGCAGAAUAAAGCAGAGGCUACUACUGUGAAGAGAAAGGCAUCAUCUUCAGAUGGUGCACCAAAAAUAAAAGCUUCUCCAACAGGAGUGAUUUCUCCUCAGAAGAAAUCCCCCACCAGCACUGUGAUGGUGCCUUCCUCACCAGCCAAAGCCCCUGAGACAGAACCUAUUGAUGUAGCUGCACACUUACAGUUGCUGGGUGAAUCUCUGAGCCUUAUUGGACACAGACUGCAGGAAACAGAGGGAAUGGUGGCUGUUUCAGGAAGUUUGUCAGUACUUUUAGAUUCAAUCAUCUGUGCUUUGGGCCCAUUAACAUGCCUGACCACACAACUACCUGAGCUGAAUGGCUGCCCUAAGCAUAUUUUGUCAAACACACUAGACAACAUUGCCUACAUCAUGCCUGGACUUUGAUGGGAAAGGAUCCUGGGAUGUACUCAACCUCUACAUUACUGACUUCGUACAUAUACACUACACCGGCACUCCUGAAGGGCUCCGUGUGUAGGGUUUUAAAGUUUUGUAUCUGUAUAGUAUAUACAUAGGAUUGUAACUAUUUGAUUUCUGUUUUAUGAAAAGUUGUGAAGUUAAGCUGAGAAAAUCCUUUUGUGUUGGUGGGUGAAAUGUCCUCCAAUCUCCAAGUAUUUUAUACGAAGAAUUCAGAAAGCUUUUGAGAUACUCGCCUUAAAUUCAGACUGUUUAAUGGGGAAGCAGCCAGAGAAUGGACUUCUUGAUAUGAAGGAAAAGGUCACCAUGAGAAAGGGCCAUUAAAACAGGUGGCCCAGGUUGGUUGUUGACUCUCCAUCUUUGAUGACAUUCAGAAACUGAAUGAGCAGCCUGCUGUAGUUGGACUUUUUUGAUGCAGGGGGAUGGACUAGAUGACCUCCUGAUAGCCCUUCCAAUUUAAAAGUAUUCUGCUAUUCUUUGGGCACGUAGAGAUGGUAAUGCAUUUUGGACCAAGGAAUACAACUGAACUCUUCACCAGCCCUAUUUCUAAAUGUUUUUCAGUUUAAAAUCUGCCACUUGAGGGGAAAGCUGGAUAGCUGAUCAAAGAUACAAAGGUCUUUGCCUCUUGAUCACUCCUUCUAACACCCUCUUCAGUCAGUAGUAACUGAAAGUUGUCAGCAUCAGCUGGCAUUUGAAGUACAGUGGAAAAUGACAAGAAGUUUAAUCUCUUCUUGUGGACUUGCAUCCAAAUUGUCAUUAGCACGGUAUACCAACCAACUGCAUUGGCCUGAGAGAAUGAACCUCCUGCUGAUUUUUCCAGGACAUGGUCAGCCUGCUUUGAUGGAGAAGAGUGUGGAAGCAGGUGUGAAAAACUUGGAUUGCUUCUGCCCAUCUUACACCUCUUUUGUGAACAGACAACUUUGGUUUCUGAGAUUGCUCUUCCCUUUCACCAGCAGUAUUGACAGAGCCAUGGUGCUGCUGUGAGGCAGUGAGCAGUGACCAGUUUGAAGCAGUUAUGGCUGAGUAAGGCAUAUGUGGGUUGAAUGGAGCAACUCUCCUUCCUUCCAGCCACAUAACUCGGUGUUUGGUUUUCUGCUUCUCUGGAAGAGGACCGCAGGAGAGCAGUUGAUUCUAAUGUAGGCUUUUUUGUGUUUGUGUGUACAUAUAUGUGGUGUUCACAUCAUAUGUAUUUAACUUUUCCCAAUAUCUGUAACAGAUUUUAAUUUAUCCUGUAUAUUUCUCUCUAUAUAUGUGUGUAUAUAUAUAUAUAUGCACAUAAUUUAAAAGUAGAAAUCCCUCCCUCCACCAACAGUGUGGAAAGUACAAAUCGUUUGCCUCACCCCACUUCCUGCAGAAAUCAGCUGUAUGUGUAAGCAUUGGCAUUGUAAGGGGAAACAUCAGGAAGGUUUUAAAGCAUUUACAGAAACAGGCUAUCUUGUGAAGGUAGGUAGAACAACUGAAACUGUAGCCGUUCCAGCCUUAUAGAAGUUUUUAAACGAGAAGAACACUUUUUUACUUUCAGCCUGAAGUUUAGCUUCUGUUUUUUAAGGCAGUUGAAAGUAAGCUGUUCGUCAUUGUGGCUGAGCCCCAAAUCAUGUUUAAAUUAAAUCCUCAGGUGUGCAGGAGAGUUUUUCCUCCCAUUCCUCUUUGCCACAUAUUCCCCAGCUGUGCCUGUACAAGGUAGUCUGUCUCUUACAGAGCUUUUCUCAGUGCAGUGUUAGGAUUUCUCAGUCAGUAGAGGAGGCAGAAGGUUCUCAGACCACCGUAUACUUUCUCAAUUCAAGCUUCUCACCAGAGCAUACAUGUUUUAACACUGUGUGACUAAUUGCAGUGAGCCUGGAAUUGGGAAGGGCCCAGGAGGGAGGCAGUCCCAGUCCUACUGCGGAUCCAGGCCUGUCCUAAAGCAUCUGCUGUUGGGAACAACACAAAAUCACUGGCUGAUUCCAGCCCUUCACAACAGAGCAUUGUGGUGAAGGUGCAGACCUGUUCUCUAAGGAACAGAAGGGGAUCAGCUUUAGCUGUGUCAUCUGUACAAGAAACCUCUUUGACUAAUGAAACACACACAACCCUGGUGUAUUGUAUUUUUAUUAAAAUUUGUACACUUUGUAUAAUCUGUAUCUUGUGGUAUUUGGUACUAGAGGGAAAACUUUGGCAAGACUUGUUUUUAUAUUUUUGUUAUUUCUUUGCUGUUUGAUCCAGAUUACACUUAUACAAAGACACUUCGGUUUUGUUUUUUUUUUUGUACUGUACUUACAAUAUAAUUUUCUUUUGUAA
This is a messenger RNA of Pezoporus flaviventris, 5221 nucleotides long. RefSeq names its product HMG-box containing 4 (gene HMGXB4). The transcript is spliced from 10 exons. NCBI's taxonomy places the organism in Eukaryota, Metazoa, Chordata, Aves, Psittaciformes, Psittacidae. The coding region runs from base 809 to 2917 and encodes 702 amino acids. The record is from RefSeq and is a predicted model, not a curated record.